AUGCUCGACACCAGUCUAAAGACCCAACUGCAGGCGUACCUCGGCAAGCUGCAGCGUCCGAUCCGUUUGAUCGCUUCGCUGGACGCCAGCGCCGGCGCGGCCGAGAUGAAGGAGUUGCUGCAGGAAAUCGCCGGGCUGUCCGAUCUGGUGAGCUUCGACGAGAGCGGCACCGAUGCGCGCAAGCCCUCGUUCGUGAUCGCCCGCGACGGUGAAGCCACCGGCGUGCGUUUUGCGGCCAUUCCGCUCGGCCACGAGUUCACCUCGCUGGUGUUGGCACUGCUGUGGACGGGUGGUCAUCCGCCCAAGGUCGAGGCCGCCGUGAUCGAUCAGAUCAAGGGCCUGGAAGGCGACUUCAACUUCGAGAUGUACAUGAGCCUCUCGUGCCACAACUGCCCGGACGUGGUGCAGGCGCUCACGCUGAUGUCCAUCCUCAACCCGGCCGUGAAAGCCACCGUGAUCGACGGUGGUCUGUACCAGGCCGAGGUGGAAGAGCGCCAGAUCCUGGCCGUGCCCAUGGUUUUCCUCAAUGGUGAGCUGUUCGGCUCGGGCCGCAUGCUGCUGGAAGAAAUCGUCGCCAAGCUGGACGUGAAGUCUGACGAGCGCGAGGCCGCCAAGCUCAACGCCAAGGACCCCUUCGAUGUGUUGAUCGUCGGCGGUGGCCCGGCCGGUGCGGCCGCUGCGGUGUACGCCGCUCGCAAGGGCAUCCGCGUGGGUGUGGCCGCCGAGCGUUUCGGUGGCCAGACCAACGACACCAUGGCGAUCGAGAACUACAUCAGCGUGCUGGAAACCGACGGCCCCAAGUUCGCUGCCGCGCUCGAAGCCCAGGUGCGCCACUACGACGUGGACAUCAUGAACCUGCAGCGCGCCGACAAGAUCAUUCCGGCCACGGAAGCGGGUGGUCUGGUGCAGGUGCAGAUGGCCAACGGUGCGGUGCUGCAGGCGCGCAGCGUGAUCCUCUCCACCGGCGCGCGCUGGCGCAACGUGAACGUGCCCGGCGAGGCCGAGUACAAGAACAAGGGCGUGGCCUACUGCCCGCAUUGCGACGGCCCGCUCUUCAAGGGCAAGGACGUGGCGGUGAUCGGUGGUGGCAACUCCGGCGUGGAAGCCGCGAUCGACCUGGCCGGCAUCGUGAAGCACGUGACACUGGUCGAAUUCGCCGACGCCCUCAAGGCCGACGCGGUGCUGGUGAGCAAGCUCAAAAGCCUGCCCAACGUGACCAUCAACGUGAAUGCGCAGACGACCGAAAUCACGGGCGCUGGCGGCAAGGUCAACGGCAUGAGUUUCAAGGACCGUGUGAGCGGCGAGGUGAAACACGUGGCGCUGGAAGGUGUGUUCGUGCAGAUCGGCCUGGUGCCCAACACCGAGUGGCUCAAGGGCACCGUGGACCUGAGCCGCUACGGCGAGAUCGAGAUCGAUGCCAAGGGCCACACCAACGUGCCCGGCGUGUUUGCAGCGGGCGACUGCACGACGGUGCCGUACAAGCAGAUCGUGAUCGCCGCGGGUGAUGGCUCCAAGGCCGCGCUCAGCGCCUUCGACUACCUGAUCCGCCAGCCGGUGGUGGUUGCAAAAGCCGAAGAGGCCGUCGCCGCCUGA
Messenger RNA from Elaeis guineensis (African oil palm), 1593 nucleotides. NCBI's taxonomy places the organism in Eukaryota, Viridiplantae, Streptophyta, Magnoliopsida, Arecales, Arecaceae. The record is from RefSeq and is a predicted model, not a curated record.